Messenger RNA from Camelina sativa (false flax), 684 nucleotides. NCBI's taxonomy places the organism in Eukaryota, Viridiplantae, Streptophyta, Magnoliopsida, Brassicales, Brassicaceae. The record is from RefSeq and is a predicted model, not a curated record.
AUGAAUGAGUAUGGGGGUUUAUAUAUGGUAUAUGAUAAAAAUUCUUUUGGUAAAAUUCACUAUACCUAUAUGGAUGCUAUAGAUUUGCAAUACAAAGGCCUAUCUAUGGGGCAAGAGAUAGUCCUGACUUCCUACGCUGCCAUUGAUUUCUCUGGGAACAGACUUGAAGGACAGAUUCUUGAAUCUAUCGGUCUCUUGGAGGAAUUGAUUGCGCUCAACUUAUCGAACAACGCCUUCACAAGCCAUAUUCCUCCGUCUUUCGCCAAUCUUAUGAAACUCGAGUCACUUGAUAUGUCAAGAAAUCAACUCUUUGGAACUAUUCCCAAUGGACUAGGGAGCCUCUCGUUUUUGGCGUACAUAAACGUGUCUCACAACCAACUCAAGGGUGAAAUACCACAAGGACCACAAAUUAUUGGGCAAUCUAUAUCUUCCUUUGAAGGGAAUGCUGGUCUUUGUGGUCUUCCUUUGGAGGAGACUUGCUUUGGGAGUAAUACUAAUACGCCACCAACACAACAGCCUAAAGAAGAAAACGAGGAAGAGGAACAAGUGUUGAGCUGGAAAGGGGUGGCCAUAGGAUAUGGACCUGGAGUGUUGGUUGGAUUGGCAAUAGCACAACUCAUUGCUUCAUACAAGCCCGAGUGGCUUGCAAAGAUUAUUGGUCCGCCAAUGCGUAAAAGCCGUUAG